This is a messenger RNA of Lachancea fermentati, 1008 nucleotides long. NCBI's taxonomy places the organism in Eukaryota, Fungi, Ascomycota, Saccharomycetes, Saccharomycetales, Saccharomycetaceae. The record is from the annotation of a GenBank genome assembly.
AUGGCCCGCGAUGCAGUGCUCACGGACAGAGCCGUCAAGCUGCUGAUCAGGCAACGCGGCAGCGCACGCCGCACCGUCGACCGCGGCGUGGAGAUCUCGCCGCUCAAGCGCCUGCGCGCGUCCCACUCGCGCCCGCCGGCCGCGUCGCCAGGACCGCCGAACCUCGACAACCUCUCGCCCGCCGCGGCCGCCGGAUCCGAGCCCCAUUGGCUGCCGGAAACCCCAGGUCUCGAUGCGCCCUCGCUCCCCGCCGCAUCCAAGCUGCAGGAGUCGCAGCAAGCCCCAGAAACACCGGGUCUCGGACCCGCGCCCUUCGAUGCGUCUCCCGCGCCCUUCGAGGCCUCUCCGGUGCACUUCGACGCGUCCCCCGCGCCCUUCGACCCCCCCGGCCAGCCUGGUGUCGGCUCCCCCCGCCGCUCCCCCCUGCCGCUCCCCGCCUACGACUUCUCAGACGUCCCCGUCGCGCGCCUGUCGUCGUCCGUCACCUCCAUCACCUCCAUCGACGUGCUGGUCGCGCUCUUCCACGCUCUCUUCGAAGACCAACUCAUCCCCCAAUCCUACGCCAACUUCGAAACCGCCUCCUCGGGCCCUGAAAAGCUCAUGUACAAACUCGACAUCAAGGUCUUCUCCACGUUUCUGGAAAAAGUGCUGGCCGACCUCCGCGACAUCCUCGACAUCAACAUCUCCAACAAUGAGCUUUGCUUCCGCCUCAAGCAGGUCCUUCGCGCCAAGCACGACCUCACCGAGGCCCUCCUCCUGGUGCGCCAAGAAACCCACCAGCUUGAGAUGCGCGCCGACGACUCGCACGAUCUCGACGAUUUGCGUCGCAAACUCGCCCUCAACGAAAAACUCCACCAGUUGAGCCGCGACAUCGCGCUCCCACCCACAACGCCUGCCCUCUCGCCGCUGGGACCCGAAUUGGACGACUUCCUACACCUCAUGGAUCCUUACAACGGCGUGCUGGCCCGGCUCCAAGCGCUCAACCGUAAACUCGAGGAAAUGUUAUAA